Platichthys flesus (European flounder) is the source of this 3070-nucleotide messenger RNA. It is a transcript of the gene shox, whose product is annotated as shox homeobox. Gene Ontology annotation, molecular function: sequence-specific double-stranded DNA binding; DNA-binding transcription factor activity, RNA polymerase II-specific. The coding region runs from base 205 to 1110 and encodes 301 amino acids. Lineage: Eukaryota; Metazoa; Chordata; Actinopteri; Pleuronectiformes; Pleuronectidae. The record is from RefSeq and is a predicted model, not a curated record. Gene Ontology annotation, cellular component: nucleus. The transcript is spliced from 6 exons. Gene Ontology annotation, biological process: regulation of transcription by RNA polymerase II.
CUCUCCACCCCUCCUAUCUGCCGCUGCUGCCAGCCUCAGCCCCCCCAAAAAAACACAGCGCUACGUCCGUGAGCAGUGGUGCCGCUGGUGUGGUGGCGUGUGCGCACAGAGACAGACGAGACGCGACUGUGCCCCGUUGUAUUCCUGGCGGUCCACGGUGGAUUUCCCCUGACCAGGACACACUACUGAGCGACGGCAGCGACCAUGGAAGAGCUUACGGCAUUCGUGUCGAAGUCGUUCGAUCAGAAAACCAAGGAGAGCACCAAAGAGAGUAUCACGUACAGGGAAGUUUUGGAGAGCGGCUUGAAUCGGGCGAGGGAGCUGGGCAGCCCGGAGACAAACCUGCAGGACAUAGCGGAGGGCACCCACUGCCCGGUGCAUCUGUUCAAGGACCACGUCGAGCUGGAAAAGGAGAAACUCAAGGACUUUAAUGUUUCCAGAGGGACAGACGGGAUAUACGAGUGCAAGGAGAAGAAGGAGGACGUGAAGUCGGAGGACGAGGACGCGCAGGGCAAACUGAAGCAGCGGAGGAGUCGCACAAACUUCACACUGGAGCAGCUGAACGAGCUGGAGCGGCUCUUCGACGAGACGCACUACCCGGACGCCUUCAUGAGAGAGGAGCUGAGUCAGCGGCUGGGGCUGUCCGAGGCCCGGGUGCAGGUCUGGUUUCAGAACAGAAGAGCAAAAUGUCGAAAACAAGAAAAUCAAAUGCACAAAGGUGUUAUUCUGGGCAGCGGCAGUCACCUGGACGCCUGCAGAGUAGCACCCUACGUCAACAUGGGCGCUCUCCGGAUGCCCUUCCAACAGGUCCAAGCCCAGCUCCAGUUGGACGGCGUCGCCCACUCACACCCCCACCUGCACCCUCACCUGGCUGCUCACGCUCCCUACCUGAUGUUCCCACCCCCUCCCUUCGGACUACCAAUCGCAUCUCUCGCCGAUUCAGCCUCUGCAGCGGCGGCAGUGGCGGCGGCUGCCAAAAGCAACAGCAAGAACUCGAGCAUCGCCGACCUGCGACUCAAGGCAGGACUUCUGCGGGGCCAGUGGCUCAGUCCACUCCAGGCACAGAUCACAUCCCAAGGACCGUACAAACACAUGUGGAUGUCUGUCUGAGGUUCGGGCCGGGGCCCGUCAGACCAGAGGACGUUAGAACAAAGCAAACUGGCAGGCAGCAGCAGGGCCAAAAGCAGAGCCUCGCUGACGCUGGCUGCCGCCAUGUUGACAAUGCGAACGGGUUGAGCAUGUGGGAAACAGACUCACACACCACCUCACCGAAGCAUUGGAACAGCUCUCACCUUUACACCCCCCCCCCCCCCAACCCCCAUAGAAAAAUGAAGGAAAAAAAAACUUUAAAAAAAGGCCAUAUUUGUCUCCAACCACUGUGUUCCAUGCUGCUGCCAAGUGCAUGAGCUCUAAUGGAGGACCAUUCUGGGACUGGCCUCCAUCCACACCUGACACACUCGCUCGACAACUGUUUUUAACACUGCCAUUCAACACGCCGGCAGCCCCCCCGCAUCUCCAAAGUGAAAGAUCUCCAUUACGGUUUGAUAUCCCUCUUCUUCUGGACUUGUGCUAUAGCAAAAAAAAAGCAACAACUCCUUUUCCUUCGCCGCAGAGGGGAGAGACAUUUUCUCUGUGACGCUGGGCAUGUGUCGGUGAGGUCCGGUUUGCUUUCUCCUCACAGCGUGCUCCCUCUGUCCUGAUUUCUUUCUGUUGAUUGUGUUGUAUCCUGGGUAAAGAAGUGAUGAUAUGCCUUUGCACUUCAGGUCUUGUAUGUGGGUGUUUACAAAUGGCACUUACAAGCAGAUACUACUUUGCUAAUUAAAAAGGGGGGAGGGGAAUUUGAUAUCGUCAUGUGAUCAGCAAAACGGACAUUAUCUUGGACAAAGGGUAUAAAUGCGAUUUUUUUUCUUCUUUUCCUUGGAAUUCUGAAAAUAUGAAGAAAGCAUCAGUCUAACUGAAAUGCAAUGGUGUGCAGUUUAAGUGCAAUACUGUAAAUAGCAAAACAAAAAAAGAAAAAAGAAGUAAAAACAGCUAGCGAGUUAGCUCUCAACGAUAAAGAGACCCAAUGAUUUUCUGUUGCUUUCCGUGCACUGUUGGAGUUUUGAAUUUCCUUUGCCAAACACACCAGUCUCUUCUACAGCAGUGUAUAUUUUGUUGAGUUGAAGAAAAGUCACUCGAAAAACCAGGUGCCAUAUCCCGCCGACCCUCCUAUGUAUCCAAGUGGUUUUGUAUACAUCAGGUACAGUUGUCACUUGUUGAGGAAGACAUGAGCACAUUUUUCUAAGCUGCAGAAAUAAGGGGUGAAUAAAAAAAAAAAGAUCUUCGCUCCUCUACUAACACGGGAGAAAAAUCUACCUACUGAUGGAUUUUUUGGGAAAAUGUUCGUACUAGAAUCAACAAAUCAGCAUUGUAAUCCAAAACCGAGCAGUUGUUUACAAUAUGAUUCGCUUAAUUCUGCAUGUUAUAUGUGACAUUUCAUCGUUUGAUUUCCACCUAAUCCAGACUGUGUUUCACAAAUUCCUCGCGACAUGUGGAUUGUUUUUGAAAACUCAAAGAUUAUUUUGACAACCUAUUCAACGCUGCGGUCAGAGCAGGCGACACACGUGCAGACCCGCUCGCGGCCUGCGUACCUCUAACAGUCUCCAAACCAACAAUCUCUCUGUUCACAGACCUCCAUUUAGAAUCGUUUAUCUAUGUCUCCAUUUUAAAUUAAACAUAUGGGUGUUUUAUUUAUUAUUUUGUCAAAAAGGUUUAUGAAAGAUGAAAUAGUUGAACUACAAGUGUACAUUUUUACAUGGCUUUGCAUUUAUUUUUGUAUGUUUUCUUUUUUUUUUUUAAGUGUUUGAAUUAGGAGGUGUGGCUGUAGUGCAUUGUUUGCCUAAAAAAAUGUAGCGUGUCCAAGUUUACAAACAUUUCAGGGAUGGUUGAAUUUAAUAAUACUCCAUGGAAUUUGUUGUACCCAUUUAAAUGAUUCAUCAUUUCAUAUGCAAGCAUGCCUAAACAUGAAUCAUCGUACAGUUUGUUUUUUUCCCCCGUUUGAUUCACAAAUUAUGAAUGUACAUCUUGUACA